Messenger RNA from Orbilia oligospora ATCC 24927, 882 nucleotides. RefSeq lists its product as uncharacterized. The transcript has a single exon. Bases 1 to 882 code for a protein of 293 amino acids. Lineage: Eukaryota; Fungi; Ascomycota; Orbiliomycetes; Orbiliales; Orbiliaceae. The record is from RefSeq and is a predicted model, not a curated record. Gene Ontology annotation, biological process: cytosolic ribosome assembly; ribosome biogenesis.
AUGUCGCAACGCGUGAAUCAACCUUCCAAUCAAAUCAAACUCACGAACGUCUCGAUCGUUCGCAUACGAAAGGCGAAAAAGCGCUUCGAGCUCGCCUGUUACAAAAACAAAGUCCUAGAAUGGAGAAACGGUGUCGAAAAGGAUAUCGAUGAGGUGUUACAGAUUCAUCAGGUGUUUUUGAAUACCUCAAAGGGAGCUGUCGCACCCACGGCAGAUCUACAAAAAGCAUGGCCUGGAAAGAAUCAGGAUGAAAUUAUCCUUGAUAUUCUAGCGAAAGGCGAAUUACAGGUCGGAGAGAAGGAGAGAGGACAACAACUUGAGAUGUUACAGAAAGAGGUGGUGCAGAUCGUUACAGAAAAGUGCGUAGACCCAACCACUGGCAGGGUUUAUACCUCGGGCUUGAUAGAAAAGGCCCUGGAAGGCUUGAUGAGCAGAAACCAAAACAGUGCCACUACUACCACUACUACAAAUGGUGAAGGAAGCAGCUCGGCAGCUCCGGCAGAAAGCAAUGAGAAAGGCAAGGAAAAAGCCAAGGAUGAACCCCCAAGAUGGACCGGUGUCGUUACUACAAAAUCGGCAAAAUCACAAGCUUUAGAGGCAAUCAAGGCACUGGUGUACUACCAGCCCAUCCCAAUUGCUCGACAGAGAAUGAAGCUAAGGAUAUUCCUGCCUUCUGCUGUUGCAAAGAAAGUCAAGCCAACCAUCUUAGAGAUGAUUGGUCAACUAGUGGAUGAGGAUUUUGGAGGAGAUGGUUGGAAUGCCGACGUCAUUUGCGACCCAGGAGUGUAUCGACAAAUCAGCGACCUUGUUGGCAAAGAGGCGAAAGGAAGGGGAAGAGUCGAGGUUCUAGAUACGGCUGUCGCCGCAAACGAUGAGGAUUGA